Molecule: messenger RNA, 2109 nt
Organism: Didymosphaeria variabile
Lineage: Eukaryota; Fungi; Ascomycota; Dothideomycetes; Pleosporales; Didymosphaeriaceae
Exons: 3
Coding region: 1-2109 (702 amino acids)
Biological process (GO): lipid metabolic process
Cellular component (GO): cytosol
Molecular function (GO): acetoacetate-CoA ligase activity
Source: RefSeq, a predicted model, not a curated record
AUGGAGGCGAACGGCGACCAGGCAAAUGGCACGAAUGGGACGAACCUUUCUAAUGGCCACCACAAAGCUGCGAAGCUGCUAUGGCGACACCCAUACCCGCAAUCCACACCAAUGUUCCGAUUCCUGCACAGUGUGAACCAGAAGUAUGGACUGCAAUUGUCAAGCUACGAAGAACUACACAAAUGGAGCAUUGAUCACAUUGAUAAAUUCUGGGGCUGUGUAUGGCAGUUUGUCGAGGUCAGAGCAAAGACUGGGGCGUCGCGGGUGGUGGAUCCACGAGCACCGAUGUAUCCUCGCCCGGCGUUCUUCAAAGAUGCGACUCUGAAUUUCGCAGAGAAUCUACUCUUCCCUACGUUAGAGGUAGACCCAGAUAGCCCUGCGAUCAUCGCCGCUACCGAGACAACGCGCCAGACCGUGUCGUGGAAAGAGCUCAGGGAGCUCGUGAGGCAAUGUCAAUCCGGACUGUUGGAAGUAGGUCUCCAAGAAGGGGACAGAGUGGCAGGAUAUGUCGCAAACCACACAAACGCAUUGGUCGCCAUGCUCGCGACCACCUCGUUAGGAGGGAUAUGGACGGCUGUUAGUCCAGAUACUGGCGUACAUGCCGUACUGGAGCGGCUACGACAGAUCGAGCCCACGGUGCUGUUUGCGGACAAUGCAGCAUUCUAUAACGGUCGGAGUCAUCCGGUGCUACCUAAAGUAAGUCAAAUAGCAUCGGAGCUCCCAUCCUUGAAAGCCACCGUCAUCUUCCCGACCGUCUCCAGUGUGCAAUUCUCUGUAGAGUCUCUUGAGGUCGCAUCCGGAAAGGCAUAUGACUACAAGACCUUCGCAUCUUUGAGGAGAAGCAACGAGCUUACUUUCAAAUACCUGUCUCCUGACCAUCCAGUCUACAUUCUUUACUCCUCCGGAACCACUGGUGCGCCCAAGUGCAUUGUCCAUGGCGCUAUCGGUACAUUACUUCAACAUAAGAAAGAGCACAUCCUUCACUGCUCAAUAGAACCCCAGUCGCGCCUUUUCUACUUUACAACGUGCACAUGGAUGAUGUGGCAUUGGCUAGUUUCAGGUCUAGCUUCAAGCGCCACAAUCGUCCUGUACGAUGGCUCACCAUUCCGCUACGUUGACUUGAAGAACCCCGAAACAUCUGCACCGGACGACUUCGCCAUGCAUCGCCUCAUCGACGAGGUGGGGAUCACGCAUUUCGGUACGUCGGCCAAAUACCUCUCCAUCCUGGAACAGAAGUCUCUGGACCCUAAGGCUGCCGGUCUUUCGCUCAACACCCUCGAGGCCAUCUACUCCACGGGCUCACCUUUAGCGCCCUCGACUUUCGACUAUGUAUACCUUUCCUUCCCCUCGUCCAUAAAUUUGGGGUCCAUCACCGGCGGAACAGACAUCAUAUCCCUCUUCGGCGCUCCAAAUCCUCUCAUACCAGUCUACCAGGGCGAGAUCCAGGCUGCAGGACUCGGCAUGGCCAUCGCAGCUUAUGACUAUACCGGCAAAGACAUUUCGGAUACGGGCGAGCCUGGCGAACUCGUCUGCACGAAGCCAUUCAUUUGCCAGCCGGUCAGUUUUUGGGGCGCAGACGGCGAAAAGAAAUACUACAACAGCUACUUCGACCAAUUUAAGAACAGCCAAGGGCAACCGAUCUGGAGCCACGGUGAUUUCGUGCGAUUCAAUCCUGAGACUGGAGGUGUAUGGAUGUUGGGUCGCAGCGAUGGGAUUUUAAAGCCGUCUGGUGUUCGAUUCGGGUCCGCGGAGAUCUACAAUGUUGUACUUGAGCACUUUGCUGAGGACGUUGCGGAUGCGCUCUGCAUUGGGAGGAGGAGAGAACAGGAUGAUGAUGAGACUGUUUGCUUGUUUCUGAAAAUGGCGGAUGGCAAGAAGUUUGCUGAGGAGCUCGCGACAAAUAUCAAGGUGGCGGUGAAGCAAGCUCUGAGCGCGAGACACGUUCCUGGCAUUAUUGACGAGUGUCCCGAGAUCCCGGUGACGACCAACGGGAAGAAGGUCGAAGGUGCAGUGAAGCAAAUUCUUUGCGGUUUAAACGUGAAGACCUCCGCAAGCGUUGCGAAUGCUGAAUGUCUCGACUGGUACAGAGAGUGGACGAAGACGCACUAA